AUGAAAAACAUAUUGGCUUUUGCUCGCUUCGAAAGCGAAGGAGACAAAGAGGGACCAUUGGCAUCAAUCGAUAACAAAGCUUGUGGGGUGGCGUUUGUUCUUAGGAUCAUCGGUGAUCGUGACUUCUACCUUUUGAACUGCAAGGGAAGAGCGGUCGUCUUCGGUGUGGUGGUGGUGUCUACUCUCGCAGAUUGCGGACGAGGGUAG
Dovyalis caffra is the source of this 207-nucleotide messenger RNA. Lineage: Eukaryota; Viridiplantae; Streptophyta; Magnoliopsida; Malpighiales; Salicaceae. The record is from the annotation of a GenBank genome assembly.